UGUUUCCAAGCUUCAUCACGCAUCAUCAACUAUCCAAUUAUCUGCAAGGCGGUAGAAUCAGCAAGAUUGUAUUAUAUUUUUCUGUAUGUUUAUCAUCAAUAACGACCUUUUUUUUCUAACCUUUCUGUCCAGCUUUUAAUAGACAGUUCAUUCUAUUCGACCAAAUCUUGUAAAUUCUUUUUAUAAAUCCACUUUUGCAUUGCUUCCUACAGUGAGGACCCACUUUUGUUUACCAACUCCAUUUCGAAUUUCCUAGCAAACAAACAGAAGGGCCGUUUCUUCGACACCAAGCUAGUUGUUUCAUAUUUCAUGGCGUGUAGUGAUUCCACUAUUCAAUGCCCCAAUUUCCUUGUUAUUGCUUCUUACUGAUGCAAACAUUUGUCGUUAGAUUCCAUCCUAUUUGAACCAAUCUGCUCAUCUUCUCUUCCAUUAGUGCAGACAACCUUUGCUGCAAUGCCCAUCAGCACAAACAUCAUACAGUCCGCCAUCAACUCGCAAUUUACAUUCCACCAAUUCACAAUCCCAUCAUAUUUCAUCCAACUAAUCCAAACACAUUGCUAGCUAUAUAGACUCUCUAGCUGCAUAAGAUUCUCAGUCCAAUUCUUAACCCUAAGAACUUCACCAAACCUUCCAAAUCUGAAACACCAACAAGCCUUUUUCGUUUGUCCCUUCCAACAUCCAACUGCUUCAUCAAUCGUAAAGUCCUUCCUCUAAACCAAAUAUUUCAAAUCCAAGAGCUCCAUUUUUUGUUGCUUCUGAUCUCAUAGAGAGUCUUCAAAUUCAAAUUUUAACUCUGAUUCAGGAUAUCCCCACGGACGUACCAAAUUUCGAUCUACCAACAGAGUCAUUGAUUCAAAGUCAAUGCCGAUAAAGAAAUUGUUCACCAAACUCAAAUCCAAAUUCAAAACUCUGAUCCUCCCCGAGCACCCCCCUUCUUCCUCUUGGCCUCCAAUUUCCACCACCGCCCCUCCAUUUCCCAACCCCGCCAUUCCCGCCACGCCGUCGUUUCCCAUCCCCAUCACCACUGCUGCUAUUCCUCCUACCACCAUCGUCCCCAUACCCAUCACUCCCUUACCCGUCCCCACCACCACCAUGCGGCCACCGUUCCCGGCCGUUCACUCUCCGGCCCUCCUCGACCCUCCACCGUUCUUCUCGGACGACCUCCGGCAACCACCUCUCCCCACCAAUAGUUUCUGGCAAAAUUUGGUGCUGAAGUUUGGCGACCAGCCGGAAUACAUCCAUCCGUACCUUAUCCGCUCUGCCGGCGGCUCCCUUUCCGUUUGCUACCCGUCUCGUUUUGUCUCGCCUGGCUUCCUAUACCAAAUCUUCAUAGCCGAUCUCACCAUUUCCUCCUCCACCACCCCCACCGGCGGCCACACCAUCUCCGCCUUCGAUGACCUCUCCAUCACCCUCGACUACCCCGGCGGCCUCUCCUUCCCCCUAGUCCGAGGCUCUCCCUUCCUUACCGCCGAGUUCUCCAGUGCCGCCGGCGUAUCCAUCUCUACUAUCCACGCCAUCCUCUCGCUUACUUCCACCCCCGACCUCAGCAAGCACGUGAUAACCCUCAACAACGGCCAGACGUGGCUCAUCUACUCCUCUUCUCCCCUCCGAUUCUCCCAGACCAUCGGGUCUCUCACAGCCGGCAGAUUCUCCGGCGUCCUGCGGAUCGCCUUCCUGCCGGACCCCUCUGCGGAGCCCAUCCUCGAUUUAUUCCGAUCCGCCUACCCCAUAUCGGGCUCCGCCGUCCUCACCAAACCGUUCUCUUUCCAGUACGAAUGGCGCAAGCGCGGCACCGGAGAUCUCCUCCUCCUCGCGCACCCUCUCCACCGCCGCCUCCUACCUCCAUCUGCCACCGUUCUGCCGGCCGUCUGCUACCGUAGCAUCGAUGGCGACCUGGUUGGCGUCGUCGGCGACUCGUGGACUCUGCUUACCAACGCGAUCCCCAUUACGUGGCACUCCAUGUCAGGCGUCUCUGAGUGCGACUCGGUUGAGAUCGCGGCGGCGCUGGCGCAGGAUGUCGCGGCGCUCGACCCAAACCGGAUAAACACGACGUCUACGUACUUCUACGGGAAGGCGAUCGCCCGCGCGGCGCGACUGGCGUUGAUCGCCGAGGAACUGGGAUUACCGGAGCUGAUUCCGGCGGUGCGAGAUUUUCUGAGAGACUCGAUUACGCCGUGGCUGGAGGGAUCGUUCCGGGGAAACGGGUUCCAGUACGACACCAAGUGGGGCGGGAUCACUAGCCAGGUCGGAUCCGCGGAUACCAACGCCGAUUUCGGGUUCGGAGUCUACAAUGACCACCACUACCACUUGGGCUACUUCGUCUACGCUAUGGCCGUGCUGGUGAAGCUGGACCAUGGCUGGGGCCGUCGGUACCGGCCGCAGAUAUACUCCAUUACUGCCGACUACAUGUCGGCGGCGCCGUCAGCCAGCUUCCCCAAGCUGAGGAAUUUCGAUCCGUGGAAGCUGCAUUCUUGGGCUGGAGGGUUGACGGAGUUCGCGGAUGGCCGGAACCAAGAGAGCACCAGCGAGGCCGUCGCCGCCUACUAUGCCGGAGCGCUGCUUGGCCUGGCGUACGGUGAUCCCGGCUUGGUUGCAGUCGGAUCCACAGUUGCUGCCAUGGAGAUCCAGGCAGCACAAACGUGGUGGCACAUUCCGGAAGGUGGGGACAUGUACGAAGAAGAAUUCAGCAAGGGCAACAGAGUGGUUGGUGUUCUAUGGUCAAACAAGAGAGACAGUGGCCUGUGGUUUGCACCGGCAGAGUGGAGGGAAUGCCGGCUCGGCAUCCAAAUGCUGCCAAUCUUGCCAAUUACAGAGGUGUUGUUCAGUAAUACUGAUUUUGUGAAGCAAUUGGUGAACUGGGUCGUGCCUGUUUUGGGCAGGGAUGGUGUUGGUGAAGGGUGGAAGGGAUUUGCAUAUGCCAUGGAGGCUAUCUAUGACAAGAAGAGCGCGCUGCAGAAAAUAAGAACAUUGAAUGGGCAUGAUGAUGGAAAUUCCUUGACCAACUUGCUAUGGUGGGCUUACAGUAGGAGGGAUGGGGAUGACUAUGGGUGGAAGUGCUGUUGGUUUAGCCAUGGCCAUUGAAGGUGCAAGGGUGAAAGAUGAUAUGUCCAUGCAUUUUUCUGUCUGUCGAAAAACAAAGCUUUUCUAUAUUCUUCCAAGGCUUCUUGCAUCUGAAAAUGGCUUUAAUUUAAUUUUUAGCAUUUGGUUGUGGUGUACCUUCUUAUAAAUACUUGAGGAAAUAAAACCAUUACAGGCUCUUUUUUAUGUAUGCCAA
Nymphaea colorata (pocket water lily) is the source of this 3274-nucleotide messenger RNA. RefSeq names its product ascus wall endo-1,3(4)-beta-glucanase. Lineage: Eukaryota; Viridiplantae; Streptophyta; Magnoliopsida; Nymphaeales; Nymphaeaceae. Gene Ontology annotation, molecular function: endo-1,3(4)-beta-glucanase activity. The transcript is spliced from 2 exons. The record is from RefSeq and is a predicted model, not a curated record. Bases 862 to 3081 code for a protein of 739 amino acids.